AUGAAAGGCUUCAAGAGCACACUGGAUGUCUGCACGCAGAACGAUCAUCUGGCUGCGUGUCUGAAGGACCUCGAUCGAGUGUUGCAGGGCCGAAAGGGGCGCUCUUUCUUGGAAGCCUGCGAGACGCUGACCAAGGAACGCUCGGGAAGCAUUCCACAGGAUAAAGUCGCAGAAGCGGUGCAAUGCUGGAUUUCUUUUUUCCGAGAGCACAAGACACAGCUCACGACGUUGCUACCCAAGUUGGCGACGAGUGCAAGUGUUUUAUAUCUCGGCUGCAUGCAGGGUCUGGAGGCCGCGACCAUGUGCAACGCCCUCACCAACUGGGCGCAGAAGGUGCCCAUGACCACCGGAAACCAGGAGUCGCUUGGGCACUGGCAAACCGCGCCCAAAGACGUGGAACGUCUCAAAGCGUUCAUGAUCGCGGCCCUGCAGCAGCGCCAUACAGAGGGUGCCGCUUGGCUGCGCCAGAACGGCAUGGGUGGAGAUUCCGACGAGGAGGCAGCGACUUGGGGUGUGCCGGACACCGGCAAAGCCCGUGCUCGCUCGAGCAGCUCCGGCACCACAGAUUCCGCUGCACGUCGCAAGAAGAAAGCUGCCAAGAAAGAAAAGAAACGUGCAAAGGAGGAUGCCAAGAGGAGCAAGGCAGCUGCCGCUGCCGAGUCCGGCCCGAAGGCUGACGUCAAGGAGAGUUCCAAGAAGAAGUCCGAGGGACCGCUUGCAGAUGUCAGGUCUUCUUCCACAUCGUCGUCUUCUUCCGGCUCCUCGCGUGGCCGGCGCCCACCUAAGCUGCCUCGAGGACGUCACUUCUGGGUACUCCCGGGGGGCGAUCGAGAAUGCACGGGCCCUGGCGACGGUGUUUGCACCAUGGCCGCGGACGGAUCUGGCCGUCCGGGCAUGGCAGACGAGACGGGCCUGUGCGUCUUUUGCAGUCCCGAGCGUCUCAGAGAGGUACUCGCCAUCCGCGACGGACGGCUUCUGACCCGUGCCCUGUCGCAAUUGCGGGAGCCGCACCUCAGUCUGGCUCUGCGAAAGGUGGAGGCACAAACGGACACGGAAACCGUCGCCAAGUGGCGACUUCGAGUGGAGCGAAGCCAAUGGCGCCAGAAUCCGGCUCGAGCCCGCCGCGGACCCCGAGGCAAAUACGGCAAGAAUAAAGCUUCGCGAAAGCGAGCAUCCAGAUCCGAAAGGAAAGCGCGUCGCGCUCGCAAGCGACCUGCUGCCGCGGAAGCCUGGGGGGUGUGCAAUUCUGCCGAUCGUCCUGCCGGAAGGGACGGGACAUCGGAUGAUCGCAUCGAGGAGGCUUCCUGA
Symbiodinium sp. CCMP2592 is the source of this 1308-nucleotide messenger RNA. The record is from the annotation of a GenBank genome assembly. NCBI's taxonomy places the organism in Eukaryota, Dinophyceae, Suessiales, Symbiodiniaceae.